AUGGAAGAUUCAACAGUAUAUAGCAGAUUUAUAAGGGACUAAGAGUCCUCAACUCCUAGAGACUUCAUGGUCAAGAUUGAAGAAGAUGUCAAACUAGACUUCUCAGACGUUCUCUUCAAGCCAAGACCAUCUAAUCUCAAGAGUAGAGCUCAAAUCGCUUAAGUUCUUUCUCAGUAUAAAUGCUUCACAGCAUGCCACAAGAAAUACUCAGUUCAAGACUGGAAGGAGUUUGGAGCUGACCAUCCUGAGGUAUUGCCAUACGUGGCAGUAUCAGCUGGUGUCUCAGAUCAAGAAUUUGAUUUGGUAAGCCAAGUAACUAAGUUGUUUUCUGACAUAAGACUCAUUUGCUUGGAUGUUGCAAAUGGUUACUCUGAAGCUUUCUGUGAUGUGAUAAGAAAGUACAGAAAAGAGUUCCCAGAUCAUGGCAUUAUUGCAGGAAACGUUUGCACUGGUGAAAUGACAGAACAAUUGCUUAAUGCCGGUGCUGAUAUUAUUAAGAUUGGCAUUGGUCCAGGUUCUGUAUGCACUACUAGAAUUCAAACUGGGGUAGGUGCUCCUUAACUCUCAGCAGUAAUGGAGUGCGCUUCAGUUGCUCAUAGUCUCGGAGGAUUCGUAGUGAGUGAUGGAGGAUGCUCAGUACCAGGAGAUGUCUCAAAGGCAUUUGGGUCUGGGGCUGAUUUUGUAAUGAUAGGUGGUAUGUUCGCUGGCCACGAUGAGAGCGGUGGUGAAACUGUAGUGAUUAAUGGCCAGACUUAUAAACAAUUUUACGGAAUGAGUAGUUCAACUGCCAUGAAGAAGUAUUCAGGUGGUGUCUCUGAGUACAGAUCAAGCGAGGGCAAGACAGUCUAAAUCCCCUACAGAGGACCUAUUGAACCAACUUUGCUCAACAUUUUGGGAGGAGUUCGUUCAACUUGUACUUAUCUAGGAGUAGGAGAGCUAUCACAACUCCACUAAAAUACAACAUUCAUUAAGGUAAACAGACAAGUCAAUCAAAGUCUUAAUCAUCUCAACACAACUAUGGAGCAUGGAUAUCAGAGAUUCGAUAAUCAAAAGAACAAAAACUAUCCAAUUCCCCAAAAUCUUAUUGCUGUUGACGUUUAAUAGUAGAAUUUCCAUGAUAAGAAGCUUUUUUACAUUCCACCAAAGCAUGUUGAAUAUAUUGACAGUAUAAUUUUACCAGGAGGUAUGAUUAAGAGCAGAGUCAGAUAACUAGCUCAAAACAUCUACAAUGAUUUCAAAGGACAAACUCUUAACGUUUUUGUGGUCAUGACUGGUGCAUAUAAGUUCGCCUCAGAUUUGGUUAAAUAUAUCAAGCAAAUCAAUGAAACUGAAGAACAUAAGGUUAAUGUGAAACCCUACUUCUUCAAAAUUGAAAAGAACAACCAUCCAUAGAUCUUUGAGGAUCCUGUGAUCAAGGUAUCGAUUGAGGACUAAGAUGUCAGAGGACAGAAUGUGCUCAUCAUCAAGGAUAUUUAUGACUCAGGAAUUUAUAUGCAAUCAAUAAAUGAAAAAGUCAUGGCAUUCUCACCAAAUAGGGUUAGCUAUGCUAUUGCUUUCCACAAGAAAAAUCCAAAUAACCUUAAGUACAACUUUGUAGGAGAGUACACUGGCUUCCUAAUUCCAGAUCAAUUUGUCAUUGGUUAUGCUGUAGGCACAAAUGAGGAUUUCACAGAUAUUCCUCAUCUUUGUCUAAUCAACCAAAGCGGACUAGAUGCUCUUAAGCAAUGA
Messenger RNA from Stylonychia lemnae, 1728 nucleotides. The record is from the annotation of a GenBank genome assembly. NCBI's taxonomy places the organism in Eukaryota, Ciliophora, Spirotrichea, Sporadotrichida, Oxytrichidae.